AUGGGACGAACGGGGUUUGCAAUCGCAGGAUGUCCGAGGGGUUUCGCAAAGGCUAGCGACAACGCGAGUAGUGAUCCACCCGACGACAAUGGCAAUGACACAAAGGCGGGCCUCCUUGGCGAUGGCAGCAGCAGAUGGAGAGAUGUCAAUGAAAUGAUGCAACUGAACACUGUUGAGAAUGGUGUGUCGGACGCCGACGUCCGAGAAGAAUGCCCUUCUGCUCCAAUGGCUGAGCUCUACCCGUCAUUGGCGCAGUGCGCCAUCGUUGCGGGCGCACUCAAGGUCUUGCUGUUCCCUGCAUACAAAUCGACCGACUUUGAGGUCCAUCGCAACUGGCUCGCCAUUACCAAUUCGCUCCCGAUCCAGGAAUGGUAUUAUAAUAAAACCUCGGAAUGGACCCUCGAUUACCCCCCGUUCUUCGCGGCCUUCGAAUGGCUCAUGUCGCAAGCGGCAGCGUACAUUGACCCUGCGAUGCUAGUUGUUAAGAACUUGGAGUAUGACUCUUGGCAAACUGUCUACUUCCAGAGAGCCACCGUCAUCUUCACCGAGCUAGUUCUGGUCUUUGCGCUGAGCCGAUUUGUCAAGUCUGUUCCCCUUGCAAACAAGCAGGCCGCGCAUGUUGCCAGUCUCUCGAUCCUCCUCUCGCCAGGUCUCUUCAUAAUCGACCACAUCCACUUCCAAUACAAUGGAUUCAUGUACGGAAUCAUGGUCCUGUCUAUUGUCCUGGCUCGCAAGCAGUCAACCCUCCUCUACAGUGGGAUUACGUUCGCCGCGCUACUCUGCUUCAAGCAUAUAUACCUCUAUCUCUCCCUCGCUUGGUUCGUUUAUCUGUUGCGCGCCUACUGUCUCGACCCCAAGAAUGUGCUCCGGCCGCGCUUGGGAAAUAUCAUCAAGCUUGGGGUGUGUGUGGUUGGCAUAUUUGCCAUUGCUUUUGGACCUUUCGUGCAGUGGGGUCAGAUUUUCCAGCUCAAGGAUCGCCUCUUCCCCUUCUCGAGAGGGCUAUGCCAUGCGUACUGGGCGCCAAAUAUUUGGGCUAUGUACUCAUUCACCGAUCGUGCUUUGAUUCCACUUGCUCCCCGCUUGGGACUGCCCGUUAACCGAGAAGCACUCACUAGUGUCACUCGUGGUCUCGUGGGAGACACAUCAUUUGCUAUUCUCCCCGAAGUGACCAAGGAACAUACGUUCUUGCUAACUUUCGUCUUCCAGCUGGUUCCCUUGGUGAAAUUGUGGUUCCGUCCCGACUGGGAUACCUUCGUUGGCGCCGUCACUCUCUGUGGAUAUGCAUCCUUCCUCUUCGGUUGGCAUGUGCAUGAGAAGGCCGUGCUCCUGAUCAUCAUUCCAUUCAGCCUGAUUGCACUCAAAGACCGCCGCUACUUCAGCGCAUUCCGACCGCUCGCAGUAGCCGGCCACGUGUCUCUAUUCCCACUCCUCUUCACAGCGGCCGAGUUCCCGCUCAAGACCGUGUACACCAUCUUCUGGCUAGUUCUGUUCCUCUUCGUCUUCGACCGGGUCGCACCGGUCCCAGAGCGGCCGCGCAUUUUCGUGUUCGACCGACUCUCCUUGCUAUAUCUGACCAUUUCCAUCCCCCUGAUCAUCUAUUGCUCACUGGGCCACUAUCUAAUCUUUGGAUGGGAACGGCUCCAGUUCCUACCCUUGAUGUUCAUGAGCAGUUACUCAGCCCUCGGGUUAGUCGGGAGCUGGAUCGGGUUUAUGGUGGUAUACUUUACUGCAUAG
Molecule: messenger RNA, 1734 nt
Organism: Penicillium atrosanguineum
Lineage: Eukaryota; Fungi; Ascomycota; Eurotiomycetes; Eurotiales; Aspergillaceae
Product: dolichyl-P-Glc:Glc1Man(9)GlcNAc(2)-PP-dolichol alpha-1,3-glucosyltransferase ALG8
Exons: 7
Coding region: 1-1734 (577 amino acids)
Biological process (GO): protein N-linked glycosylation
Cellular component (GO): endoplasmic reticulum membrane
Molecular function (GO): dolichyl pyrophosphate Glc1Man9GlcNAc2 alpha-1,3-glucosyltransferase activity
Source: RefSeq, a predicted model, not a curated record